CAGAAAUGUACCUGACAUUUAGCAAGUGAGUCACAUGUGGAUUCAGUUACUGCUCUGACAGAUUCAACAAGUUCAUCCAGUGAAGGAUUCAUCAUUCUGAUUCAAACAGGUAACUCCUGAGUUUGUGAGUCUUUUUGAAAGAUUCAUUCGAAGAACCAGCUCCUUUCUGGAUCGAACUACACUUGUCACAUCACUUGUGUUUGCUUGCAUGCAGCCCACAAGGUAAACUCAACAGAAAGGUGUUUUUUCUUGCAAUUGUUUGUAAUAUUAACCUAUUCUUUUUUAUCUUAUUAGAUUGCAAACUCACAUGAGGUUUAUUUUACUGCGCACUGAAAGAUUCUACCUCCUCCUAAAAGAGGUGCAGGAAUCAGUUCUCUCAUGCAUUUAGUUAUUUAAUAUUUAUCCAGUUCACAAUAGAAGUGUAAAAUAAGUAAGGUUGUAUCGACUGAUAAUUAAGUUCAAAGUAUUUUCACCCCCCAGUAAACUAAAGCCAAGUACAGGGGAGCAAAACAUGUUGUUUAAGUUGGAUUCUGUUCAGGAAUGGCAAAAUGAGGACCCACAAUUUGCAGAUGUUUGAAAAGUUAUCUGUCUGGGUGUGUGCAGUGUAUGCUUAACUCUGUGCUGGGUGUGUGUAGGGGGUUGGUCUAAAAUAUCUUGCCGCUUUGGCAUGUGUGGGGAAAGAUAUAUCAAAGGACGUCAGACUGGUAAGUUGCUAGUUAGCUACUAGCAAGGAGAAUUGUACUUUAAAGUCAAUUUAGCCACAUGGAUUAUUGGGUAAUACUGCAAACCUGCAAUCGGGCCUGGUUUCAUUUUGGCAUAGGUCUUCCAGUUUUCACAAUACAGUCAAAUUCGAAUUGGCAAAUGAAGGACAGGACUUAAUUUUGUCAAAAUGUCACUUUAGUAAACUUGAUUGUGAAUGAGCAUUCAUGUAAAUGCCCACGUCUUGAACUCAAUAGUUUAGUAGACCUUGUCCAUAUCAUAAAGCUUCCCUUUAUGGUGUAUUAUGGGGUUGUGGCAUAGGACAGAAGAAGGAUGACUCUUGACUGAGGCUCUCUUUAAAGGUACAAAAGUCCGGCACACCAGAUCGUGUUCCCUGGAUACCCAGCAUCUAUUUAUUAUCCUUCUCCCCUCUGUGACCUCCCCUUUAUUUUAAACCUCUGAUUCAUCUGCAAUUCAACCCCUAAAAACCGCAAAACACCUCUAAGUUUACAGCCUCUGAACCAUACCGAGAUUUUUCAGCGGUUUCUGUGCAAUGUAUUGAUGCUUUUAUUUUUGGAAUCCCACUGUAUGUUGUGAAGGACAUACAACAGCGGUUCUAAUUUAACUCACCUUGUAGAAUUGGUAGCAAGUUACCAACAAGUUGACAUCAAGAGGAGAACAUCUAUUAGUUGGUUAUAUUCAUCCUGUUCAAUGACAGCAGGAACCUGCCAAUUUAGAUUAGUCUGUCAUGUCACAGGCACUCGCUCUACAUGUUAGCGGAUGAAGGGACGCAGGGUGAGAAACUUCUAACAAAGAGUCCCAGCACCAUUGACAGGUUACAGAAGACCACUGAGGUCACUGAGGGCUAUUUGAUGUGACAUUUUUUUCACCUGGUCAGAUCAAAAUAGACCUUAGGGGCUGGUGUGAUGCAAUCACCAAGCAUGGCUGAAAGCUCCUGGGAUACUGGAUAGAAAUUGCAGCCAGCAAAUGGACGGUGGAAUGUGCUUUUCAGGUUAGUGCUUAGACAGACAUCGCUGGGGACAUGGACUAGAAAUGGAAAGGGUGGGGGUUGUUGCUUAAUAUCUAUAUCCUAGCAACUGAAGGGGUAUGAUACCAUGUCCAGGGAUUGGUCGGCAUAUUGGCAUUGACGCCGCCCCUUUGCUUGUGGACUGUAGAAAGAUUAAACCAAAAUUAAACCAUCCUCCACACUUGAUUCACUCCUGUGCACUUGACCUUCUAGCACUUUAAUCUCACUGUUUCUUUUUUGUUUGUUUUUCAUGUUUUUCAUUUAUUUAUAACUCCAGAUCUGCUGUAAUACAUGUGCUUGGGCCACCUGCCGCUAACCUUGACGACCUCAGUAAAGACAUCAGUCUGGCAGUAUGACCUCUCCUUAUGCAGCAGUACAGUUCUGCCCAGAGCGAGCCUUUCAACGAUUGAGAGAACCAGCAGCAGCCCGUCUCUCAUGGGCUGAAGGUUCUUUCCUGGCCUCCAUGUCACAGGGCCAGGGCUCUCAGGGUACAGAUAUCCUCGGACAAGACGUCCUCAACCAGCUGCUGGAGAUGCUGGACCAGUCUGCGCUACAUUCAAUGCAACCUAUCGAGUUCAACUUCUCUGAGGGCUCUGCAGUCGGAUCGGCAUCCAAUACAAUACAGAUUAGCAUGGACUGCAUCACGAUGCGUGGGCCUGAGGAGCCCCUUACACCUCAGUAUACAAGCCUGGGGCUUCUCAACAGCAUGGAUCAAAAUGGUGGCUCCACCUCCACCAGCCCCUACAACAACGAGCAUGCUCAGAACAAUGUAACGGCACCAUCACCCUACGCCCAGCCCAGUUCCACCUUCGAAGCCCUGUCUCCAUCACCUGCCAUCCCAUCCAACACAGACUAUGCUGGCCCACACACCUUUGAUGUGUCCUUUCAACAGUCCAGCACAGCCAAAUCAGCCACCUGGACGUACUCGACAGAACUGAAGAAGCUGUACUGUCAGAUCGCCAAAACGUGUCCCAUUCAAAUCAAGGUCCUUACCAACCCGCCUCAGGGUGCAGUCUUACGGGCCAUGCCUGUCUAUAAGAAAGCGGAGCAUGUUACCGAGGUGGUCAAACGAUGCCCGAACCAUGAACUGAGCAGAGAGUUCAAUGACGGCCAGAUAGCCCCGCCCAGUCACCUGAUUAGGGUUGAGGGGAACAGUCAUGCUCAAUAUGUGGAGGAUUCCAUUACUGGGCGUCAGAGUGUGCUGGUGCCUUAUGAGCCCCCUCAGGUGGGCACAGAGUUCACAACCGUCCUGUACAAUUUCAUGUGUAACUCCAGCUGUGUCGGUGGAAUGAACAGACGUCCUAUUCUCAUAAUCGUCACUUUGGAAACCAGAGAUGGUCAGGUUUUGGGCCGACGGUGUUUUGAGGCUCGUAUCUGUGCGUGCCCUGGACGUGACCGCAAAGCUGAUGAGGACAGCAUUCGUAAACAGCAUGUCAGCGAUGGCUCAAAGAGCAGUGAGGGUACGAAACGCCCUUUCCGUCAGACCCCUCACCUCUCUCAGCUAAACUCCAUCAAGAAGCGAAGAUCCACCGAUGAGGAAGUGUUUUGUCUGCCUAUUAAAGGCCGUGAAAUCUAUGAGAUUUUGGUGAAAAUCAAAGAGUCUUUGGAACUUAUGCAGUUCCUCCCUCAGCAGACUAUUGAGUCAUACAGACAGCAACAGCAGAACCUACUGCAGAAACACCUGUUAAGGGCCCGUUUGCGCUCUGAGCUUCUGGACCCAAUAGGUGAGCAGAAGAGGCGCUUCAGUGCUUCCUGAAAGUAGGAAUCACAUUCCUCCUCCCUCAGAGCAUCCCUCGCUCAUCUCUCUCCAUCUCUUCUUCAUCUCAUCCUCUACCCCUCAAAGGGGCUUCCUGUGCUUCUCCAAACUGUCACUCGUGGUAACUCCUAGACUUUUUCUAUGCCACAAAUGGUUUGAAGACAGGAUUUGAUUUCUACCCCCUGAACACCUCAUUUUAAAUAUGUGAGCUCUCAAGUGAAGCCGUUUUAGAUAUUUGUUUUUUUUUUAAGUUCAGUGCAUGAUUUUGUCCCUCCAAAGUGUAUUAUUUAUCAAUUGAAAUGAUCCAUUUGUGUAUUAAAUCUGCUAACAAUCACUUUACACUCAGAUCUAGCUGCAUUAGUAUUCUUGCCAAAGUGUCAAAAGUUUCUUAAAACAUUUCAGUGUGUCUAUACCUUUUUUUAAUGUUACUUAAAGAGCCCUUGUGACUGAGGCGGCUUGUUUCCUCAGCAUUUAUUAUGUUUGUUGGACUGAUAUGCUGGUAUUGCACAGAAACCCAUUGCACAUAAACAGUAUAGCAACUUCUCAGCUGACCACCUUAUUUCUCUCUUGCUCUCUUCUUUCCAUCUGUUUUUCUUCUUUCUAUCUCUCUAAACAAUCCUGAAUGUCGAAACUGACCAGGAACCAAGCACACAUCUUUUUUUAUGGGACUCGGGACUCAUAGUUUUUGCCUUUAUUAUUGGAGCUGGACUCAUUGAGUUGUCUAUAAAUAUGGGGGAUAGACUUUAUUGAUGACAGAAUUUUGAUAAUGCUGGUCAUGUUUUGUAAAGUGCACUGCUGGGCAGUAAAUUGUGUUUUGUUUGUGUCUUGAUUAUUUGUUCAUUUUCUUAAAGAUGUAUUAUCUGCUAUGUACAUGGCAGUUAAGAGAAAAGGAAAUGAAUGCUAUAGUGUUGACAGAUUCUUUUGUUGUUUCAUAUGAAAUGAAUGGUGGUUGUUUUCUCAAUGGCUCUUGCACUUUUUGUCAGUUACUACUAUUCAAUAAAUGACUUCUCUGCUUUUGUGUUCCUAUCCCUACUCUUCCGCUUUGUUCUCUUUUCUUCUCCUUUAUUUUCCGACUCUUCUUUUUAGUUGAAUUGUCAGGGGCUUUCAGUUAGAGCAUUUCAAAAUAUCAGUGAACUGAAACACCUAGUAUUUUUUAUUAUGUGUAAAUGUCGAUUUCCGAAUCAUUUAAAGAAGUAGUUCAUAACAGUCUGUCAUUUACUCAUGUCAUUCGAAACCUGUUUUUUUUUUUUUUAUGAAAUACGGGUUUGUUACAUGAUGGUAAGUAAAUAAUGGCCUUUUCUUUGUGCAUGUGAAAGAUAAUUUUUCUUUUGAUAUUUAUACUUAAAGUACUACACAAGUAAAUGGAUUUAUUUUCCUCUCAAUGUGCCUUUUAACCCAUGUGCAUGUUCAUUCCACUUUUAGAAUCACAGAAUAGCACAGAUAUGUUCUGUGUAGCUCUACAGUUUAGGACAUCCAUGAAGUGGAAAGCAUUUAUCAUUUUCUGUAAUAUCGAUAUGUAAGCCUAUGCAAAGGAACUUGGCUUCAGUAAUCAUCAGUGUAUCAUCGUCUGU
This is a messenger RNA of Carassius auratus (goldfish), 5053 nucleotides long. It is a transcript of the gene tp63, whose product is annotated as tumor protein p63. Gene Ontology annotation, cellular component: nucleus. Gene Ontology annotation, molecular function: protein binding; RNA polymerase II cis-regulatory region sequence-specific DNA binding; DNA-binding transcription factor activity, RNA polymerase II-specific. The transcript is spliced from 11 exons. Gene Ontology annotation, biological process: apoptotic process; regulation of transcription by RNA polymerase II; protein tetramerization. Lineage: Eukaryota; Metazoa; Chordata; Actinopteri; Cypriniformes; Cyprinidae. The record is from RefSeq and is a predicted model, not a curated record. The coding region runs from base 2079 to 3482 and encodes 467 amino acids.